Molecule: messenger RNA, 7023 nt
Organism: Plasmopara halstedii
Lineage: Eukaryota; Oomycota; Peronosporomycetes; Peronosporales; Peronosporaceae
Product: Armadillo-type fold
Exons: 3
Coding region: 1-7023 (2340 amino acids)
Source: RefSeq, a predicted model, not a curated record
AUGGCUGCGAUUUAUCGCGUGGGCGAACGUGUCGAUGGAUUGUAUGAUGAAAAUCGAGACAAUAUGUGGUAUCCAGGGCUUGUACGAUGUAUACAUCAAAGUGAAAGUGGAGAUACAGUGACUUUUGAAGUGCUUUACGAUGACGGCGAAGCUGAAUUAAAUGUUCGACCGGAAUUUCUUCGUCUUCAUGUACCGGGUACAAUUUGUGUUGGAACACGUGUGCUUUGUCAUUAUGACGGUGGAAGUGAAUUGUACCCAGGUCAAGUUAGUGAUGUACAGGAGAAUGGAAGAUAUGGUAUUGCGUACGAUGAUGGAGAGGUGGAGCAUGAUGUUCCGAUUGAGCACAUUGAAGAGAUUAAUGAAGAAACGGAAAACAAGAAAAUAGAUGAAGCAACAGAGAAUGGGAAUAUAGAGGCAAGUGAAGCUGUAAAAGAUCUGGAUGAUCCUAAGCAGGUUGAAGAAUCGCAGCAAAAUGGAGAAGGUAGUGAAAUAGAAGAAACUGAAAAUCAUGCAUUGGAUGGUUUUAAUGGUGCAGAUACGUUGCAGGAAAAUACUGAACGUGAUCCAGAGACACCAGCGCUUAACAUAUCGCUAAAUUUCGAGCAAAAGCUUCAGAACGACAUUCAAAGUCACGAUAAUUUUGCAGAGCCAACAAAAAUUUUCGCACAGCAUGCGUUAAUACAUGACUCUCUUGAGCUACUUGAGAAGCGGCUUGGUGAUCCAGCUUCUACUAAAUCCGUUUUAUCUACUUUGGUAAAGCAAAUGCGAGCUUCUCCACAGGAUACAGCUGAAGGGGUGAAUACUCGCAAUGGUGAGCGUCUAGUCCUUGACGCGCUUCGUAUUCAUCAAUCCCACGCAGUUAUUCAAUGCUAUGGCUUUGUGCUGCUUCGACGACUGUGUUUCCUUAGUACUCAGAGCGCACAAUUUUUUGUUCAGCAUGGCAUUGUCGAGUUGAUUAUUCAAGCCAUGAAUGUAUUUCCGGAUGAUGCUAUACUGCAAGCUUCAGCCUGUGGCGCGCUGGCGGUUUUCACAACGAUACAGACUGGGCUGAAUAGCCUUAUUGAACAUCAAGUUGCAGACUUGGUGCUAACGACGUUAAUUUACCACAAGACGUAUAGUGUACAUACGCGUCAAGUGCAUUAUUACGGAUGUGAAGUGUUAUUGGAAUUGUGUGAGCUGGACGAUCGUCAGACUUUCAAUAUGCUAUGUGGUGAUCAAGACGGAUCUAUAGGUGACAUGCCCCCCAUUUCAUUACUUCUCUUUCUGCUGCGUCAAGGGCUUUCGCUUGAUGAUAAGAAAACUUGCUGUGCAGUUGGAAGCUUACUUAUGUGUUUAGCAGCUAGUGGUGAGCAUGCUGCAGUUACAAUCAUGAAUUUGAACGGAGUCGCAGAGCUCUCAUCAGUUAUGGCUCGAUACCCAAGCGAAGCCAGCAUUCAAAAGUACGCGUCCGCUGCUUCGAAACAAAUGGCGCAAUGCAACUCACUGUCACUGCCGACAACGAAAAUAAAGGAGGUAGCUCAUGACAUUUCACGAGAAACCAAGUCUACUAUGAAUAAAAACUAUAUGAAGAGUAGCGCACAUCAGCGGUUUACAGGUACUGGAAAGCGGAAGGGUAAUUGGAUUAGCGACUACGAAGCGCCGAUGUCUUCACGUGGCUCGAAAAUUGCUCAAAACUCUAGCGCUAUGCAUCGACAUCCAAGAGAGUGGAACCACGAUUACGCACACGCUGAAGCAGGUUUUGGGGGCGAAAUACGCUAUCCAAAACAGGCUGCGUCGGCACCACAGCCAUCAAGCAGACUUGUGCUCCUUGAGGGAACGAAUGGCCGUGAUUCUAACUACAAGUACCGACAAUUGUCAAAAGAAGCUCGACGAAAUGAGCUUUAUGAAGCCUAUGGCAUGCCGAAUCGCGGUGCCAAAAGACCCCAUAGACCAAAACGAAGCCAACAAAAAAUUCAUCAUGUUACCGCUGAACAAACGUGGGCGACCGAUUCGUCGAAUUUUAAAUCACGCACGCGACGUCUGAAUUAUUCUGACCGCGACUGUUCUAAUGAUGUGAUGUCUAAUGGACAGAAUGAUUUGAAACAUCAAGAAAGUGAGUCGCUUAAUUCGGCUGAUAGACUCGAAAGCCAUCAAGCACAAGUUGCGAACAGAAAGAAAAAGAGCCCAAAUGCUCGUACUGCGUUUCAUGUGAAAGUGGAAAACGACAAUCAACUGCGCGUCUUAAAAGACACUACUUAUCAUUCUCCACCACACUGCUUGGGUACUGCGACAAAAAGAGCGGCAAAAGCACGGCGAAACCGUCUUUCUGGUGGAAGACCGAACGAUCGUCCGUCAGAGUCGUUAAAUGAAUACGCUCGCCACUUGUUUCAAGAGUCAGCCAGCCAAGGAGGAAUAAACAUGUCGAGAUUGACACCACGCGAGAAAGAAGAGAUCCGAGAGCGUGAACGACUGAGCUUUGCUGAUAAGCUGCACAAGAUGAUCGACCGAGCCAAAUUAACGCUGGCGAAUGGCAAUACCGCUUCAGUUCCUGUCCAACAGCACGCGAUGAAGCGGCUUCAAAAGUCAAAUGCAUCUGGUAGGGCUACAAGGAAAGCACAACAAGUGUCCUCAAAACUGUCUGAAAACAGUUGUUCGCAGUCACAGCAAACGUGCACCCCAGUGAGCAGAACAUCAAAGCAACCUACAUAUUCAUCACAUCGAGAAUCCCUAGAAACAAGACCGGCGAAACCGACUUUGCAAAUGUCAAAGCGUAUAAAGCCUUCAAAUGUCGCUGCCUCAAGUCUUGAAAUUUCACGGCAAAAAGCGAGUUCUAUCAAGAAUCUACCCGACUCGAAAUCGCGAGCUGGUAUAGAAGCUGUCAAGGCGACAACCUCCGCUGAUAUUGAAGACCUGACAGAUUCGAAUGUGAAUGCUGACACCGUUAUAAGCUGCGAUUCUCCAGCAGUAGUCGAAGUAUCUCAAGUGAAACGCGAAGAUGCAAAUGCUGUGGAUAGUUCUGUUCCAACACCCACAGUUCAAGUCGAGCCGGAGGCUUCGAUCCGUGAUGAAAAUAUUAAGAUAGAGGUGGAUUCCGUGACAUUCAAUGAUACGGUCCACGACAUUAUAAAUGAUGAGAUAACCAAAUCAAGUGAAGAAAAUGUUGGCGCGAAUACUUUCUUAGUGUCAGCGAGUGUUAAAUCUGUGGAUGUCAACGUUGCUGUGCCCGUGCUAGUUGAAGAAACUGCGGUAGAUAAUUCGUUCAAUCUACCGCAAGAUGAUGCACAGCAGCCACGUGAAGCGUUUGUGGAAGAAGUUGAUGUCGAUGCUGAGCUGAGGAACGAGCAAAUCGAUGCGAUGUAUGACGAUGCAUUUGUUGAUUAUGACGACAAUGGCGACGAUGAAGAUAUGAUCGAUACUCAAGUUGAUGAGCUUAUUAGUUCAGUAACGAAUAUCAUAGCAGAUCCUCCCAUGCAAGAAAGCAAGAGUGGCGGAGCGUUAUACGAUGAUGAAAAUGAUAAUUUCGACGAUGACGUGGAUCAGGUCGAGGGAAGUGCAGCAAAGGAUGAAGCUAACGCAGCAAUAGAAUUCAAUGUUUUCGGUCAAGAUCAAGUGGAUAUUUUAGAAAAUAAGCGUUUAUCAGUCGAAGAGGACGUUGCUGUCUUUUCCAAGGAUGGAGACGAAGGGAGUUCUUUGCUGGGUAUUGACACGAACGAGACAAUCGAUAACGCCGCUGAUUCAUGUUUGGUAAAAAAGGAGGAAGAAGAUGAAAGUGUUGUCGACAAGAAUUUUGACGAAGAAGAACAAGAUACCGUUGACAAGUACACCGACGAAGAAGAGACUGAACAAUACGACGAAGAAAGUGAAAACGCCAUGGACGCACUAGAUACAGCGACCAAAGCUGAUACCUGUUUAGAUCAUGCAGUUGGCUCAUUGAAUGAAAAUGGCGAUAUACACAAUCACGAGACGGUCUUAGGUGUGGAAACUGUUGGUUCGGAGGUUAGAACGCAAAUGGACGAUGCAGUCGAAUACGAUGAGCCAGUGGAUCAAUUUCAUGUUCUUCAGGAAAAUUCUGAAGCUGUGGGCCCUCUGGAUGAGCCAGAUAAUCCUGAAGAGGCAAAUGUUUCUUCUUUCCAGCAAGUUCAGGAUGAUUUGACUGACGAGAGUGAGCUUCAGGCCGAGGCCGAUGAGGAGUCAAAGGAGCUGCCAGUGGAUAGCUCCAUUCGUAAUGAUCUGUCUGCCGUUUACGAUGAAGACAACUUUGAUGACGAGGACGGUAUCAACGAAAGUGAGCCAGAUGAAUCUGAUGAGAUUCAGUCUUUUGAAAUCAAAACAAAAGAAACAAUCGAGCUGCUUGAAAACAAAGAAAAAGAGGCAACAAUAGUCAACGCUCUUGUUGAUUCUGGUCUUGAUAGUUACGAGUCGCAUACAUUUGUUGCUCAAAAGUCCGAGCUUGUUGUUGAGUCAGCUGCGUACGAUGAAGGUCAAAUUGACGAUGGUGAAAAUUAUGCUGAGAAUAUGUCCACUGAGCUCAAGCCUAUAGCUACUGAGAUGGCAGAAGCCGUGCUUUCACCAACAACAAGCCCAAAUGACGAGGUAGAUUUUAUUUUGAGAAGGGAAGUCAACGAUGACGCUGCAUAUUCGACACCUAAGAUUGAUGAAGAUUAUGAUCGUUAUGAGCAAGAUGACGAAGCGGGAGUUGAGCUGACUGACGAGUCUGGAGGUGAUCAAGAAAAGGGUAGUAAAGGUUCAACUAAGGAGUCGCUGAUAUAUGACGAGUCCUCGGGCUGUGUUGAGGAGACCCCACUUCGUAAUUGGUCAGUCGACGAAGAGGGUAAAGAGUCUUAUGACGACGCAGACGUGAGAAUUGAUGCUGAUGUUCCCAAUUUGAAUGGUAGCGACGGUGUCAUUAUCGCUGCAUCGUCAAAGGAAAGUCCUACAAUCUCACCGGCCGAUAGUGAAAUGCCUGAGAAUGACAUGAAUCUGACUGAUACUGAACUCGUAGACGAUAAUGUUGACUUGUUAGUUCUACAGCCAGCAGCUGUUGACGAUAACGACUUUGACAAAGGUAUGGAAGAGCAAAUCGUAAAUACAUUGAAUGAAGCAGUCAUAAUGAGUGAUGAUGCCGACAUAGCCACGGUGAAAGUGAAGAUAGAGUCUGAAGGCUUUGUUGAUAAUCUCGAUGGCUCACGCUUGGAAAAUGACACGGUCCUCAUUUCUGGAUUGGAGAAAAUGGACAAUCUCGAUCCGAAAACGGCACUAUCCAACGAUGAAGAACAGUCUGCGGGUCAGGACGACUCGAUUAUCCCUGCUGUCAACCAUGUCGAGCAACCUAGUGAUGUAGCUGCUGACAUGAAGCCAGAUUGGGAAGGACAGUCAGAUGAGCAGGAUGAAGAAGAUGGUACGCAUGAGCCGAAAUUGGAACUCGAAUUCACCCAUGAUAAAGACUCAGUUGAAGUCGAUUUUGCUGCAGAGUCUUUGAAUUUGGUAGAGCCGUCAACAAGCGAUUCACACGACGAAUUUGCGUACGAAGAUGCCGAAUUCGAUGAUAUAGAGACUGAUGAUACAAAUGGAAGGACAGAUGCGGUGAAGGAGCUAGACUUGAUAUCAAACAAAGCUGCACCUGGCGACGAGGAGCUUAUCUCUCGUUCUGAGAUUACUCAAGCAGAUAAAGCUGAAUUGACUACGAGUGAUGUUAUAGAGCAAGAAGCUUUUGAUAUGCAGGCUAAUGUGGAUGAAAUUGAAUCGGGAACGUCAUCAAAUCUAUUGGAAGCCAAUGCUGUGGGCGCAGAGAGGCAAGUUGUGGAUGGUGUUGUUGCCAAGACAGAUACAAUCAAUAUAUGCGAUAGUGAAGAGAAACCAUCCGAUGGUGUCCAGGAAAGCAACGAUUUACCGGACAGCGAAGCUGGCCUUGAAGAGGAAGAAGGCGAGGCUAUCAAUGUUAUCCCCAUUUCUUCGAUAGAGUUGGAGGAGUUAGCACCAGACGCAAUAAAUGAUGAAGUCGAAUCUGUCGAAAAGGAGAGUGCGGAAAAUGCCCAUGCCGAGACGUCGGAUAGUAAAGAUGGAAAAGUUGGCAGUGUCGAGCUUGAUCCUCGUCCACCUGAACCUACAGCGUUUGAUAGUGAAGAGCUAGAAGACUUACCUGGGAGUAAAGCUCUAUCGUCUGAUAAAGAGCCAAUUGAUCCCGAUAUUGAAGACAUGCCAGCUUUUCACGAAGAAGUGAACGGAUUGCAAGACUCUAUGUCUGAGAAUGAUAAUCGCACUAAUAUUGAGGAGCAAGCAAAUGAUGCAAAGCUUGAAGAAGAUCCGAGUAUGGUGGCUGCGUAUGGCACGGCGGAUGAAAUUGUAAAGUCUAUGGCUGAUGCUGCAAACUCUGCGAAGGUAAUUGAUAUUUGUGACGUUGUACCUGAUGCUUCCAGUGACACGCUGAUGGAAAGUGUCCAACAAGAUGAAGUGGCUCAAGAAGUGGUACCAACGAGACAUAAUUCUGCAUGGACGCUAGAGCAACUUGACAAGAUUGCAGACUUUAAUACAGCUGUUGUAGAGCCCGUCGGUGCUGCCGAGACUGACGACGCAUAUGAUGAUGACGACGGUUUUAACGACGGUACUGAACCGAGUAUACUUUCUCGAGUUGAGUCUCAUGCGGCCGCGCAUCAAUUCACUGAAGAUGAGUACGAAGAUGAUGAGUACAGUGAAGUUGACACUCCACGUACAGAUGCAGCAGCACAAAGCAUAUUGCCUCCGAUCCCUUCUCGUGAAUCAAUGCUGGAGGAGAAGCCGAACGUUUUGGAAGCAGAAGUAUACAAAAAUGAACAAGACGAGUACAAUGAUGAUGACCAUGAUGAUCGACUUGUUAAAGAUUCCAUUAAAUUCACAUCACGAGCUGAUGGUUCGGGUGAAUAUGAAGACAUUCAUGAGGAUGACACUAAUGACAAAGUGCAAGCCACUUCUAUUCCUCUUCCAGUCGUUCAAGCACAAAACAAUGACGUCGAAAUUGGAAAACAUGAUGAGUAUUCAGACGAGAGUUACGCUGACUCAGACGGUUAG